Molecule: messenger RNA, 3806 nt
Organism: Sciurus carolinensis (gray squirrel)
Lineage: Eukaryota; Metazoa; Chordata; Mammalia; Rodentia; Sciuridae
Gene: Hacd3
Product: 3-hydroxyacyl-CoA dehydratase 3
Exons: 11
Coding region: 295-1383 (362 amino acids)
Biological process (GO): fatty acid elongation; very long-chain fatty acid biosynthetic process; sphingolipid biosynthetic process
Cellular component (GO): endoplasmic reticulum membrane
Molecular function (GO): 3-hydroxyacyl-CoA dehydratase activity
Source: RefSeq, a predicted model, not a curated record
CGGAGAAGCUGCGCACAUCAGCACUCGUGCGGCCGCAACGGGCCGGGUGGUCAGCUUGCCAGGGCCGGCUCUCCCCGCCUGCGCCGACCGGCUCCCCCCGCCCCCUCCCCCUCCCGCUCCACUGGUCACUGCGCAGGCGCGGCCCUCGAGCGUGGGGCGUCUGGAAGCUGCCGGUCUGCGGGCGCUCGGGAGAGCGGGUGUUUGCGGCCUGCGUUUGGCCAGCUCUGUCGGCUCACUACCCGAAGCAGCGAGGCGCAGCGAGUCGAGCCUCCUCGCUCCCUGGGCUCUGUGGCCAUGGAGAAUCAGGUGCUGACGCCUCACGUGUACUGGGCUCAGCGACAUCGCGAGCUGUAUCUGCGCGUGGAGCUGAGUGACGUGCAGAACCCUGCCAUCAGCAUCACUGAAAAUGUGCUGCAUUUCAAAGCUCAGGGACAUGGUGCCAAAGGAGACAAUGUCUAUGAAUUUCACCUGGAGUUCUUAGAUCUUGUGAAGCCAGAGCCGGUUUACAAACUGACCCAGAGGCAGGUAAACAUUACUGUACAGAAGAAGGUGAGUCAGUGGUGGGAAAGACUCACCAAGCAGGAGAAGCGCCCACUGUUUUUGGCUCCUGACUUUGAUCGCUGGCUGGAUGAAUCUGAUGCAGAAAUGGAACUCAGAGCCAAGGAAGAAGAACGUCUAAAUAAACUCAGACUAGAAAGCCAAGGCUCCCCUGAAACUCUUACAAGCUUGAAGAAAGGAUACUUGUUCAUGUAUAAUCUCGUGCAGUUCUUGGGAUUCUCAUGGAUCUUUGUCAAUCUGACUGUGCGGUUCUUCAUCUUGGGAAAAGAGUCCUUUUAUGACACAUUCCACUCCGUGGCUGACAUGAUGUAUUUCUGCCAGAUGCUGGCAGUUGUGGAAACUAUCAAUGCAGCAAUUGGAGUCACUAGUUCACCAGUGAUGCCUUCUCUUAUCCAGCUUCUUGGAAGAAAUUUCAUUUUGUUUAUCAUCUUUGGCACAAUGGAAGAAAUGCAAAACAAAGCUGUGGUUUUCUUUGUGUUUUAUUUGUGGAGCUCAAUUGAAAUUUUCAGAUACCCAUUCUAUAUGCUUUCCUGCAUUGACAUGGAUUGGAAGGUGCUCACAUGGCUUCGUUACACUGUGUGGAUUCCUGUAUACCCUCUGGGAUGUUUGGCAGAAGCUGUUUCAGUGAUCCAGUCCAUUCCAAUAUUCAAUGAAACAGGAAGAUUCAGUUUUACAUUGCCAUAUCCUGUGAAAAUCAAAGUUAGAUUUUCCUUUUUUCUUCAGAUUUAUCUUAUAAUGUUAUUUUUAGGAUUAUAUAUAAAUUUUCGUCACCUUUAUAAACAGCGCAGGCGGCGCUAUGGACAAAAAAAGAAAAAGAUCCACUAAAAAGAGAGCUUUAGAUGGUUUCUUGCCAGUUUGAGCCUAAUCUAUGAUUCUUACAGUUUUACCUUCUUGUACUGAUGUAAAAGUUUUUUUUUUAAAGUUAAACAAAUUCUCAGUGAGGCUAUCUUUCUUUCCCCAAUAACAUUCCUGAAUUUACCGUUAUCUUAGUGUAAUACUUGCAUGACGUGGAUUCCUGAUAUCUGACAACAGGUUCAUUCUUGUGUAUUCAGUAAUGACAGUAAAAGGCUUAGCCCUGCCCUACUUUAUAUCGUCAGGUUCAUAUAUGCCAGAGAUACUGUUUCAGUGCUCUAUACCUACAAGGUACCCAAGGGGUUACUUGUGUAGUGGGUGGCAUUGACUUUUUGAAAGUCAAGUAGAUUGAUAAAACAUUUCUGAGUCAGAUUGAGCUGGAGCACAUUUUACACCUGACCUUUUUUUUGGCCUAGCAUCAUCUGUUACUAUAGUGCUUACCUGUAUGGGCAUUAAAGGGGCAAAGAGUGAUUUGAGAGAAACAGGGACCUUGGAACACCCAUGAUUUAUUUAUUUUUUUCUAGCUAAAUUGGAACUGUUUUCAGCAAUUUACGGGGACAUUGUAAGCAUUACAACUCACAUGGCUACAGGGAUCAGAAGGGAACACAAAUAUGUGGGCCAACUGUAGUAAUACAGUGGCGGGCAGUGUAGCCUUUGGCAGACUAAAACAUUAAUAGGCCAAACAUGCCUAUACAACUUUUAAGCUGUGCAAACGUCAGUCAGUCUUUGUUCCCCUGUACUGGCUAAGUCUAUUUACUGGCUUACUUCUCUGAGUGAGCAGUGAGGCUAUACAUUUUUGAACCUCACGAAUACCUUUUUUUUCUGUUGUUAAGAUUGCCUUUUUUACCUGUCUGCAGUAGGACACUGAAAACAAAGGGUGGGAACUUUGGCUGGGGAAUGACCGGCAGAUCCUUUACUAAGGAUUCCUGGCAGGAAACCCACUAAAAAGGAAACUGAAAAAAGUCUAGAAUGGUUGGCCAUUGUAAAAAUCAUCAGUUUCCUCUAACACAUUCCACAUAAACCAAGUAAAAUAAGUGUUAGAAGUAACACUUGUAUAAAACAGUAAGCACCAUAGUGCUUUCUGUUCUGCCUUCUGCCACUCCCAUUAUUCCUGGGGGAAGGGAGACUAGAUUAGUUAAUGCUUUCACUGAGCCCAAGGUGGAAACUUGAGUUGACCUAAAGCAUCUGAUUACCAUAAGCAAGCUGAUUUUUAAAAAACUCAUUGCACCGAAGGGUAUUUUGCAUGUCUGUAACAUCUGUCAACACUUGUUUGUAUUGACUUCUGAUGUUCCUUCAACUGUGUAACUGGGCAGAUCAGCUUUGCAGUAGAUUAUGCUGCAUCCUUGUGGCAAAAUCCUGUAUUCUUAGUGAUUGUUAGGAACCCCUUUAUUGCUGUCUGAGAAAGUGAAAGAUUGUGUAUUUCUAUUAAAAACAUUUACAAUCAAAAUCCUAGUAAUUUGUGCCUAACAGUUUUCAAACUGUUCAAGUCUUUUGUUCAGGUAGUAGUUUAAUAGUUGUUCUGGUUGAAGUCUGAGGGGGUUCUUCCCAAGGAGGCCACGAGCAACUGGAAAAGUGUUGCUGAUAUAAAUGAAACCUCCAGAAGUUGCAUGACUUGCCCAAGUGCAUGAGACUGCCUGGUGAAUUAGAACCCUGACCCUGAAAUAGUGGAUUGUUAGGACCCGCUGGCCUGAGCCUGGCUUAGGCAGCAAGGCCUAGUUAGCGUCAAGACACAAGGAAGUCAGCAUGGAUCAUGAGGAAAUGUUGUGUUUAUGAAUUUAUGCCCCUUAGGAAGCUUCUGAAUUAUAUUCAAGUGAUAAGACAGACCAAAAAGCAAAGGACCAUUAGUUUCUCAGUGAAACUAUUUUAUAGAAAACACAAUAUUUUAUUUUCAUUUAAAAAAAAAGUUGAAGAAACAGGAAUCAUUUUACACUUGUGGUGGCUGUUUAAAAGUUUGUUAUCUCAAGAUAUACCAAAAGCACCUAAGGGUUGCCACCAUGUUUUACCAAGUUCUAAGGAAAGUUCAGGAACAUAGUGGUGUUGGGUUUGUACUCAGCAAACCCCAGGUAGUCUGGGUUACACAUCCUAAAGACAGAGCUUGAAAAUAUCCUUAACAUAACCUGGAGACAUAAGCCUGGAGAGAAGAUUCUUUUGGAAGCCAGGCAACUGCACCUUUGCCAGUCAGGUUUCCUGAGGAAAGAGGAGUAGCUCCAUCAGUCCUUCAAGCUUCUCAAGAGAUGUGCCCUUCAGGGAGCAACAGCUGUCUUUUUUAAAGAGACCAAGAAGCACCAGCUAACCAUCCUCAGACACUUCUCAGACUAUUGUAGUCAUACAAACCAGUAAGUGGUGUUCUGAGGCAACCUCGGGAAGGUUUAUGGGUGGUUGUUCCAGAGGUGAAC